AUGUCUACAAUCCAACCAUCAGCACGCAGCCACGACGACAAUCUUCAAAGUCGUGAGCGAGUUCUCGCUCACCCAGAAGCCGUCGAAGUCAGCAUGCAGCAGGGCAGUAUACUGGCUGCCACCCUGCGUCCGAUCCCCUUUCGGUUCGGAAUACUUUCUACAAGAAACGGCGUCGACCCCUCGGACACCAACAAAUACGUUCUCAUCGAAGGACGGCAGCACAUUACAGAGGAGCGGUACGAAGCAAUUGAAGAAGCAGCGCGUACAUCAGUCGAAAUUGGUGAUAAUUCGCUAUUCAUUGACCUGCACAUGUCGGAAGCGGAGGAAAGUCUGUCCGUUGCUCUCCUCUUGAGAUGGAACCUGCAAGUCAACUUGUUGCAGGGGGGAAUGAUCUCGGCUGAGAAGAUAAUUUCUGUUGAUUCAACGAUGAAGCUUUUGGAGGAAAAACGCCUGUCAAUCAGAGCCGCAGAAAUUUCAGGGGUUCAAUGGGUCCUUAAAAAGAUCCAGGAGUUGGAUGAAAAUAGUUUGUCUCUGCAGGACUCGUCUGUGCAGCAAUUGAAUCUCAAGCAGCGGGCUAAAGCUCUUGUUGAACACUUUCUCGCGAAGUUGGACGGGUGCGUUGAGGAAUUCUAUGAGUUACCCAGAGAGCAAUGA
Glarea lozoyensis ATCC 20868 is the source of this 654-nucleotide messenger RNA. RefSeq lists its product as uncharacterized. The record is from RefSeq and is a predicted model, not a curated record. The transcript is spliced from 2 exons. Lineage: Eukaryota; Fungi; Ascomycota; Leotiomycetes; Helotiales; Helotiaceae. Bases 1 to 654 code for a protein of 217 amino acids.